Molecule: messenger RNA, 7717 nt
Organism: Loxodonta africana (African savanna elephant)
Lineage: Eukaryota; Metazoa; Chordata; Mammalia; Proboscidea; Elephantidae
Gene: URB1
Product: URB1 ribosome biogenesis homolog
Exons: 39
Coding region: 103-6942 (2279 amino acids)
Biological process (GO): maturation of LSU-rRNA from tricistronic rRNA transcript (SSU-rRNA, 5.8S rRNA, LSU-rRNA); maturation of 5.8S rRNA from tricistronic rRNA transcript (SSU-rRNA, 5.8S rRNA, LSU-rRNA)
Cellular component (GO): nucleolus
Source: RefSeq, a predicted model, not a curated record
GCCCAGGCAUGGGCCCGAGAGCGCAUCCGCUUCCGGCACGUGUCGUCUUGGCUGGUACCCCGCAGGUGUGUGGUUCCCGUCGCGCGCCCGCCUCUCUCGGCCAUGGGGGUCCCCAAGAGGAAGGUCCUCAAAAGGAAGGCCCCGGACGACCACGACGGCGCGGCCUUCCCCGGGGGCGCAGCCAAGCGGGCCAGCGGUGACGAGCUCACCGGCGUGCAGUUCAAGACUCAGCUGAGAGACUCGCAGGACGCGGGCCCAGCCUUGGAAGCGUUUGUCUCUGCUGCCAAGAAGCUACCCCAAGAAGGGGUGUAUGAUGUCGUGGAAGGAUACAUAAAGAUUUCCGUUGAGUGUGCAGAAAUUUUCCAGCUCCUGAGUGGCGAGAAGCGACCUGAAAGUGAGAUACUAUUAAUAUUUCAAGCUUUCGAGGCCAUAUUGUUGCGGACGGCAAGCGAUCUUUCCCAUUUUCACGCUGUGGGAACCAACAUCGUGAAAAAGCUCCUGAAUAACCACAUGAAGCUCAUCUGCGAGUCCCUGUAUGCCUCAGGCUACAGGUUGGCUCGAGCCUGCCUGAACCUGAUGGCGGCCCUGGUGGCCCAGGGAGCCGAAGCUACCAGGGAUGUCUGCAGCCACUUUGAUCUGAAUAAAAAGCCCUUGUACGCCCUGGUGACCAAGCGGGAUUCAAAGGGCGUGCCCGACGUCCGGCUGGCCUACAUCCGGUUUGCCCUUUCCUUCUUGAUUGCCGGUGACGACAGCACCAUCGUGCAAGUGCUCGAGUUGAAAGAGUUCAUACCUUGCAUCUUUAGCUCAGGCGUAAAGGAAGACAGGAUUUCUACCGUCAGUCUCUUGUUAUCCACUCUGAAAACAAAGGUAGUUCACAAUAAAAAUAUCACAAAAACACAGAAGGUGCGCUUCUUCACCGGGCAGUUACUGAACCAGAUAGCGUCGCUGUACGCCUGGAGGGGGAUCACGGACGUGGACACGGACGAUGUCAAGGCAUCUGCUGAAGAAGCUGGGAAGACCGUGGUGAGGGAGAUGGUUCAUGAUUUCCUGACGGAUCUUUGCUGUUCACUCAAGCAUGGAAUUAAUUUUUAUGACCCCUCUUUUGGUACCUUCGGAAGAGGCGGAAACCUGACCCUCCUACACUUCCUGUUGGGUCUGAAGACGGCCGCAGAGGACGAGCUGGUGGCAGAACUUGUGGUGAACAUCCUUAAAGUAUGCCCUGACCUGCUGAACAAGUAUUUCAAGGAAGUGACGUUUUCCUUCCUCCCAAGGGUGAAGUCGGCUUGGUUAAAUAACAUUAAACUCCUGAACAAGAUCUACGAGGCCCAACCGGAGAUUUCCCGGGCGUUUCAGACCAGAGAGUUUAUCCCCUUGCCUCGGCUCCUCCCGAUGGUGAUGGUGACCACCGUGCCCCUGGUCUGCAAUAAGAUCAUGUUCACCCAGGCAUUAAAUUUGGACAGCAAAUCGGUGAAACACACAGCUUUAUCCCUUAUUUCCGUCAUUUUGAAGAGAGCAUUAAAGAAUAUCGACCACUGCCUGAAUAAAGAGGUGUGGCAAGACUCAGGGGUGUACACACCUGAGAUGAUGGAGGAAUUUGUGCGGCUCUUCAGAGAGGCCCUGAGCAAGAUUUUACCAGACCUGAACACUGUUGUGUGGGUCUGGCAGUCGCUUAGAAAACAAGAGACCAAGCAGGAUGAUGAGAAAGGAAAGAAGAGGGAUGACAUGACUCCAGCUGCCAGCGUGGUUCCCCAGAGCGAUGAUGCUGAAACCCUCCUUUUGAAAGCCGUUCUGCUCCAGGUCAUCUGCCUGUACCAGAAGGUGGUCCCUCAUGUGGUCAUGCAAUACAACUUUGACUUCAGCAAGCUCCUGAAAGGCGUCAUCUUGGACCAGGGCUCUCGUGAUGAGGUCCCUCCUGUCCUGCAGUACCACAUUCUGAAGGUGGCCCUGGAGCUGCCCGCCAGCAAGUUCCUGUGGCUGAAGGCACAGGAAGGCCCAGAUGCAGAAAUCGUUGGAGGGGAAAGAUCCGUGUUUUACUUGUUGAUGAAAAUGUUUGUGACCAGUAGCCAUUCACACCUCAAGUCAUCCACCAAACUGCUGAUCAUGAAGAUUCUGCGCGACACUGGGGUGUUUGAGCACACCUGGAAGGAGCUGGAGCUGUGGCUGGAGCACCUGGAUAGCACUGUGGAGGAGAAGAAGGAAACUGUGAUUCAGUUCUUGGAAAGUGUUUUACUGACAUUGGUGGCGAACCCAUAUUCAUACACAGACAAAGCAUCUGAUUUUGUCCAAGAAGCCAGCACCCUGCAAGCCACCAUGACGAAGCAAGAUGCUGAUGAUGUUAGCAUCCCUGUCUCCCACAUUGAUGAUGUCCUGGACAUGGUGGACGUCCUGGUGGAGGGCAGUGAAGGCUUGGAUGAGGAAAUCGGGUUCUCGUUGAAUGAAGACAUGAUCCUGCUCACGUUUCCAUUCAGUGCUGUGAUCCCCGCAGCCCUGGAAGCCCGGAAUAAGCUGCUCCUGGGGACAGAAAAGGAAGCAGGAGCAAGUGUCGUGGCAUACUUGACAACGGUGCUGACGGACCUCCUCCACACCCAGAGAGACCCCCUGGCUCUGUGUCUUCUGCUCCAGGCUUACGACAAGUUAGAGCUCCCAGGCUCACCCUGGUGCAAACAGCUCUGCCGGUUUCACAGAUACUACAGCCUGUGGAUCCCGGAGCAAGCCCGCGAGGCCUUGCCUCUUCAGACCUCGGGCAGCAUCGCGCCCCCUGCUCCUUCUCUGGACUCCUCUUUCUCUGCCCUGCUGAAGUCAGCCUAUGAGAGCAAGGACGUGCUCCUGGACGAGGGUGUUCAGGCCCAGCUGCAGGCGGCCAUCCCGCACCUCCCACUGCACCAGGUCCUGCGCGCGGUGAAACACGUGCUGCUCUACCUUAGGACCACGGUGGAGAACUUCAGCCAGCUGGGCAGGAGUGUGGGGCCACCCCUCGUGCAGCUCUUCACGGACCUCCUCCGGAGCCUGCUUGUCCACUGUGAGCAGCUGGACGCCCAGAACCAGCAGAGGUGUGAGGCUGCCCGGGCUGAAGCCGACCUCUUCUUGGACAUGGAGUCCUUGGCCUCCCUGGAGCUGACCAGUGACAAGACGCUGGACGGGGUUCUCACGGCCAUCCUCAGGCAUCCCACGCUGGAGGGCUGGUUCCUGGCCCUGGAGCAGCAGGCCCUCCCCCCACACACCCUCAGCCCCAUCCUUGUGAAGCUCCUGGCAGCCCGUCUGAGUGCAGGGGUCCUUCAGCUGCUGGUCACGAGUGCCCCGAUCCUCCGGAACACUGGUCAGCAGGGCCUGCUCUGUAGGUACUCAGAGGCCAUCACGCAGAGCGUCCUGAAAGAGCUGCAAGCCAGGAGGGCGGGCCCGGCCACAUCACUUCCCAAGGCCCUUCCACAGCUGGAGGCCUUGCAGGCACUGUAUCCAUACAUGGGGGGUGCCCAGCUCCGUGAGAUCACCCUGGCCCUCCUGGCCCUGCCUGAGGCCUGCCUGCUGACCCAGCGGGCCACGAAGUCCCCCGCGCAGGGGAGACACUUGAACGUGCUGGGGAAGACCCUAGUCCAGCUGCUGACCAGCAUCCCCCAGGACCAGCCACCCAGCGGUGAGCUCCUUUGGGCCUCCGAGUACAUGAGGGGCCUGGGGGUGUUGCUGCCCGCACUGGCCAUGGAGGAGCUGGACACGGUGUUCCUCCAUGCUCUGCAGAGAGACCCUGAGCUGGCCCCCGUGGUCGGGGUCAGCCUCCUGGACUACUGCCUGGCCCAGCAGACACCGGUGGCCCUGCACAUCGCCACCCUGCUCCUUCAGCAAAGCUGUACGCACCUGCUGCGGUUUGAGCUCUGGUGCCUGCGGGCUGGCUCCAGGCGGGUCAUACAGGAGGACCUGGAUACCUUCCUGCCCCUCAUCCACGCGUACCUCCAGUGCCGAUCUUGCGGACACUUCACACGCCCAGCAGGAGUGUCCUCUGCUGUCACGCCUGUCUUGAGGAAGGCCCUGUGGAGGCAGCUGCAGAGCAGCGUUCUCAGUGCUGAUGACCCCCCAGAGUCUGGGAUGCAUCAGGAGGUCCUGUCCCAGCUGGUCCCGUUCGCAAGAGCCAAGGAUCUGGGAGUCCUCAUGGACCAUUUGCCCACCUUGCUUCAAACUCCAAGCAAUCACAAAAGUUGGAUCGUGGCUGACUCUGUCUCAGGAGUCUUGGAAAGGUCAACAGAAGAGCUGCAUGCCUGGAAAAAGAUUCUCCUGGAAUCUUGUAUUAAAUGCCUGAUUGAGUCUUUCAGCAGUAGGCAGCAAGAUGGGUACGGCACUCAGGAUCAAGAGAAGCAAAUGCUGCUGAGGUUAAAUGAGCUGUUGCUUUCACUUAAUGAAGUUGAUCCUGGUGAUUGGCAGAAAUUUGUGAAGACUGGGCUCAAAUCCCGAUAUCAGGACCACGUGUUUUUAAAGGCCCUCCAUGCUGCCAUACAGCUUUUAUAUUUGCCAGAAAGCCCGCUGUUCAUGAAGCUUCUCCCCCUCCCCACGGUCCACGUGAUGCUCACCCAGCAUUCUCUGUUCUUGUCAAGUAUGCUGAAGUCCCAGGGAGAAGAAAACCCAGACAGCCAAGUAAAAGAAGCACUCGUGGACCUGAUGUUGACAGUGGUGAAGUUGUGCCCCUCUGUCUGUGAAAGCAGCCACUUUGCAGUGUUACUCGGGGCCUAUGGUGCCACACUCAGCGUCCUGGACCAGAAGAUUUUACUUCUCCUCCGGGCAUAUGAGAAGAACAGUGUCAGCCUCAUCAGCUUCAGGGUGCUGCUGUGGGGCCCGGCAGCCGUGGAGCAUCACAAGACGAGCCGGAGCCUGGGCAAGUCGCUGUGGCAGCAGCCGAGCGUCGGGGACAUCCUCCGCCUGCUGGAUCGGGACCGGAUGUUAAAGACCAUCCUCCAUUUCCCCCAGAACCGGAAGCUGCUGCCCCCUGAGGACGCACAGGAAUUUAUAUUUAAGGACAGGAGCAUAGUGGAUCUCAAGGACCUUUAUGACCCGUGCUUUCUACUUCAUCUCUUCAGUGAAUUGACCAGGCCAGAAUUUGUGGUUGAUUGUCGAAAAUUUUUGGAUUCCAAUUCUCUGGGCCUGACAGUCGCGGCCCUCAGCAGCUAUGACCCCAAGAUGCGGGCUGCGGCCUACUACGUGCUGGCGGCCUACUAUUCGCAGCUGGAAGGGGCACGGUUCCGGGAGCAGGCUCAGCUCCUUUACCUGUUGGACGUGGUCCGGAAUGGGAUCCGGUCUCAGAACAUGAGACUCACUUUCUCCUUGUCGCUCUUCAUUGCCAAAGCAGCCCUGCAGAUCCUGAAGCCAGAGGAGCACAUGUACCUGAGGAUCAGCAAAGUCCUGCUGUCACAUCAGGACCUGAAUAUGAACAAAGUUCCUGGCUUCUACCAGCUCUUCUACAGCUCUGACUUUGAGCAAAAGACCGAGCAAGAGUGGGUCCUUGGCCUCCUGCGGCAGGGGAUCCGAGACAAGAACUGCUACGCGCUGUACGCCAGACAGGGGGUUUUCCACAUCAUCCUGUCCUUCUUCAACAGCCCACUGUGUGACGAAGCGGCCCAGACUUUGAUUCUGGAAAUUCUACGGAACGCCGCCCAGGUUGCCAAAUCUGCCUAUGAAAUCAUACGCGACUAUAGCCUCUUAACAUGGCUUGUCCACACCCUCGAGAGCAGGUUUCUGGAGACACGGCUGCUCUCCAGCGUCAUCUCCUUGGUGCACACGCUGUGGAUGACCAACCUGGGUGACAGGGUGGUGGAGCCUGAGAGCCAGCCACCUUGCAAGCCGGGGUCCCAGGAGUCCCCAAAGCUGCUGGCCCUGCACCUAAUUGAUGAGUUCCUUUACGUUCUCAUCGCGCUCGUGAAGCACCUGAGGCCCACCUUGGACCCUGCCCAGGUGACCAGCUUCUUCUCAGCGCUCGACUCUGUGCUGAGGUACCGGGCCACUGUCAUGCGGGCCUUCAAGGAGAUGAACCGGUUCACCGUCAAUGAGAGGAUGCUCGCCACCAAGGAUGUCCUCAUUCUCCUGCACAAAUGGAGCCUCAUAGGAAGAGACACCAAGCUCCAGGAAGACCUGAAAACAGUCGCUGAGAAGCACCAAGUCAGGGAGCUCACGAAAAUGAUCAAGGAGAAGAACAAGCCCAUUGGGCUGGCCCGCUCCAAAGGCCCCCGGGGACGGAAGAGGAGGCCUGGGGAGGCAGAAGAGACAGCUGCCCCCGAGCUGAAGGCGGCCAGCCUGGACACCUGCAGGGAACUUCUGAGGUCCGUACUGACUCACUGGGAGCCUGUGUUCCCUGGCCCCGAACCCUCUCAGGAGCCAGAGGACGGGGCCACCCCUGAGAGCAGCGCUCUGCAUGCCACUGCCUCCUUGGUGGCCAACUGGGUGCUGCGGACUGUGGCCAAACACCCGCCCAGUGGGUCCAGGGCCGCCAGACUCCUCGGCUGGCUCAAGAGCUACAUUUUGCCGCAGCCAGUGGUCGUGGCUGACCUUCUCAGGGACGGCUCGGUGAGGAGUGGCCUAUUUAAGCUAUACAGCCGGCUCUGCGGGGCCGAGGGGCUGGUGGGGCCUGCACAGGGGCUGGCCUGUCUGUUCAACACCGUCAUGAUGCAGCUGGUGGCCACCCAGGGCCCCAUGGGGAGCCCCUUCCACCUGGCCAUCGAGGCCCUCUGCCUCACCUCUCUGACAGAUGAAGAUGAAGCCACGAGAGCUGCCGCUGCAUUCCUGGUGUCUCUGUACAUCAAGGACCUCUGGCUGGGAACUCCGCGGCCAGACACCCUCUUGGACCACGUCCGAAUGCUCCAUAAUGCCGCAGAGGAAGCACCAAGCUGUGGUGACGGAAGCCAGGCCCCAGAGGGUGCUGUCCUCCUGCUCUGCAAAGACAUCACCGCCUCCGCCACAGACGCCUGACGCCCACCUGGCUGGUGCCAUGAGCACCAGGUUCUAGAAGUUUGGCUGAGUCGAGGAUUUGCUUGGAGGCACAUUUGAGGACAGCCACAACGCCGUGACAGGAAUUGCUGAAAGGAAUUUGUUUGGCCAAUAAGUAGUAAACUCAGGGGAGUGUGUGUGGAGUGGUCAGUUAGCGUGAAGCUUUGGAGGCCACGGGUCAGCACAGGACCCUCCCCCUGGGCUGUCCUCAAAGACGUUACCUCAGGUUGAGGUACAACUUCUGAGCGCUUAAAGGAUUCAUGGAUAUUAAGACUAAAAUGUCAAAUAUCAGCUCAAAGAGCAUGAAGACAGGUGUCUAAACAAAGUCUUUCUGGAAGACGUCAUAGCAUAAAGUUUUGAGUAACUUUUCAAAUAAGUUCCUGUCAAUGUUUAUUAUUUUGCUAAAUAAAAGGAUUUUACACUAAAUCCUCAAAAGUGUAAAGUUGAUUUGAACUCUGCCUGCAUUUUGUAAAAUUGUGUUUCAAAGAAGGGCAUUGCGAAUUUUAUAACUUCUUGUUAAUAAAUGUCUAUUUUUGAAAGGUUUUUCUGUUUUUCUCUAAUCGAUGUCAGCAGGCUACUUUUAACCCACCAAAACCCACUGCUGUCGAGUCGAUUCCAACUCAUAGCAACCCUAUAGGACAGAGUAGAACUGCCCCUUAGAGUUUCCAAGGAGUGCCUGGCAGAUUUGAACUGCCGACCUCUUGGUUAGCAGCUGUAGCACUUAGCCACUAUGCCACCAGGUUUUAACCCACAGAGG